GCGACAUGACCCCCGAUGCGGCCUUCGCGCUGGAGAUCGCCGUGGUGGCCGGCCUGGUGGUGCUCAUCGUCGCCAUCGUCGUGGCCUCCUCAGGCGCCUGCCGCGACCCUGCGGCCGGCUCGGGGCGCGCCGCCGCGGUGCACGACGUCGAGCGCGCGCUCGGGACCGACACGCUCGUGACGUACGACAAGGCGAGGGCGGCCCUUAAGGGCAGGAGGGCGUCGGCGUCGGGGGAGGAGGAGGCGCCGCCGUCCUGCGCCCUCUGCCUGUCGGAGUACGCCGGGGGCGACGAGCUGGUGCGGGUGCUGCCGGCGUGCGGGCACUUCUUCCACGCGGAGUGCGGCAUCGACUGGUGGCUCCGGAGGCGCGGGACGUGCCCGUACUGUCGAGCCGAGCUGCGGCCGCUGCCGAGGCCGCCGCGCCCGGAGUGCCCGCCGAUGCCGCCGCGAGCGGGCGGCGCCACGGUGGGCUGGUAGUACUGUAGUAGUGGGUGAAUUUUGAUCGGCUGGUAGGAUUUCUGCAGCGGAGACGGAGACAGUGAACUGGCGUACUUCGAAGUUCGAAAUUUUGUAUGUGAGCAUUUUCCCUAAAAAAUUAUAUGUACGACUUUCCGUUAAAACAAGAA
This is a messenger RNA of Panicum virgatum (switchgrass), 625 nucleotides long. RefSeq names its product E3 ubiquitin-protein ligase EL5-like. The record is from RefSeq and is a predicted model, not a curated record. The coding region runs from base 6 to 476 and encodes 156 amino acids. Lineage: Eukaryota; Viridiplantae; Streptophyta; Magnoliopsida; Poales; Poaceae. The transcript has a single exon.